UUGGCAAUUGAGACGCGACUUGCGGCGAAGUUGAGGAUCUGUUAGGUGUGCACCAUCUCUGCCGCCCCUCCCGGGCCGGGGUCCUCGGCUCUUCGUUGCCCGUCCCCGCCUCCCUCCAGCUCUUCCUCUCCCAGUGUCAGCAUGGCGGCCAUGGAGCCCAGAGAAUGUGAGACAGACGGCUGCAGCAGCGAGGCCAAGCUGCAGUGCCCGACCUGCAUCAAGCUCGGAAUCCAGGGCUCCUAUUUCUGCUCCCAGGAGUGCUUCAAGGGAAGCUGGUCCACUCACAAGCUGCUCCACAAGAAAGCAAAGGAAGACAAGAGCAAGGAUGAGACCAAGAGCUGCGUGGAGAACGACGUCAACACAGACCCAUGGCCCGGAUACCGAUACACCGGCAAACUGCGCCCCCACUACCCCCUGACCCCGAUGCGGCCUGUUCCCGAUAAUAUCCAGAGACCUGACUAUGCAGAGCAUCCACUAGGGAUGUCGGAGUCUGAACAGACCAUGAAGGGGACGUCCCAGAUAAAGAUCCUCUCUCCCGAGGACAUCGAGGGUAUGAGAGUCGUGUGCCGGCUUGCCCGUGAGGUCCUCGAUAUCGCUGCCCUGAUGGUGAAACCAGGCAUAACGACCGAGGAGAUCGACCAUGCUGUGCACCUGGCGUGCACAGCAAGGAACUGCUACCCCUCCCCCCUCAACUACUACAACUUCCCCAAGUCCUGCUGCACGUCUGUCAACGAGGUCAUCUGCCACGGCAUCCCGGACCGCCGCCCCCUACAGGAGGGAGACAUUCUCAACGUGGACAUCACAGUGUACCGCAAUGGUUACCAUGGAGACCUUAACGAAACAUUCUUCAUCGGCGAAGUGGAGGAAGGAGCGCGAAAGCUGGUCCAGACGACCUACGAGUGCCUCAUGCAGUCCAUCGACGCGGUGAAGCCAGGUGUGCGGUAUAGGGAGUUGGGGAACAUCAUCCAGAAGCAUGCCCAGGCCAGUGGCUUCUCUGUGGUCCGGAGUUACUGUGGCCACGGCAUCCAUAAGCUGUUCCACACCGCACCCAACGUACCGCACUACGCCAAAAAUAAAGCUGUGGGGGUGAUGAAGCCGGGUCACGUCUUCACCAUCGAGCCUAUGAUCUGCGAAGGUGGCUGGCAGGACGAGACGUGGCCAGACGGCUGGACGGCGGUGACCCGUGAUGGAAAGCGCUCGGCGCAGUUUGAGCACACCCUGCUGGUGACGGAGACGGGCUGCGAGAUUCUCACCCGCCGCCUGGAGGACAAUGGGCGCCCGCACUUCAUCAGCCAGUUCUAAAACACACACAGUCAUACACACUCUCUCUCUCUCACACACACACACACACACACACACACACACACACACACACACACACACACACUUCAUCAGCCAGUUCCAAAACACACAGUCAUACAUCUCUCUCUCUCUCUCUCUCUCUCUCUCUCUCUCUCUCUCUCUCUCUCUCUCUCUCUCACACUUCAUCAGCCAGUUCUAAAACACACACAGUCAUACACUCUCUCUGUCUCUCACACACACACACACACACACUUCAUCAGCCAGUUCUAAAACAGUCAUUCUCUCUCUCUCUCUCUCUCUCACACACAUACACACACUCACACACACUCACACACACACACACAAAUGUAUACACACACUUCAUCAGCCUGAUAUAGAGCGGACACACACAUUGAUACAUGGCUACAUAUACACAACAUACAUGCACACAGACACUUAAUCAGUCAGACCUGGGUGACCCCAACAGUCCCAUGUACACGCAUACACAUAUGGAUACACCAGUAACACACACACACACACACACACACACAGAACUGUGACAGAGCACUGUUUACACCGCCUGGCCGUGCCCUUACACUAUCCUGGGCCUUUCGUUUCUCAAUCGAUUUUUCGCUGAUACUUGAAUACAUCUGGAAUCAAAAUGAACUGUGUGGGAUAUUUUAUUACGUAGGGUGACGUUUUUUUAUAUUGUCUGCUGAUAUCAUUUAAGACAAAGAUUGCUAUUUAAACACAAAUAUUGCUAAAGGCUUAUUUAUAAUGCGUGGAGUUUAUUUAUGACGCACGUAUUUUGAUGUAUUAAGAACGUCGUCCUGGCCCACUGAUAUCGGAUAGUGUAGACGUGAGUGUACAGGGGUGCUGUACUUUAGAAUGUGUUAGAAUGUACACUGUGCUGCCACAUUCUCCCACCGUUGUGUGCCCACACAUCGCAACACAUUGCUUUAGCAGCAGAAAUGUAGAGAGCUAAUUAGUUUGGCGACGGCUGUCUGUUUUCCGCCGGAGCGCGGAGUAGCGCGUUCAGCCUUACCGACAUUGGCAUUCUGGUCAAAUCGAGCUGUAUGCUUUUCACGCUGAACAUCUAUCUGUACGACAGUCCUCAGUUUUUGCUAUUUCGAAACCCUAAUCAUCCCGUAUCGUUUCCAGGCCUUUUCUUUGUGUUUGUCUAAUACCUUUUUAUUUGUGUACGUUUGGUACUUUUGAUGUGGACGUUCGCCCUCGGCAGACCAUUGAAUGUUAGACUGCACCACAGACGUCACCCAUUCCUGUAGUAAAGCCACAAUCAGCGAUACAAAAUAAAAACUUAUGUUGCUUCUGCCA
Conger conger (European conger) is the source of this 2616-nucleotide messenger RNA. It is a transcript of the gene metap1, whose product is annotated as methionyl aminopeptidase 1. The transcript is spliced from 11 exons. Gene Ontology annotation, molecular function: metalloaminopeptidase activity. Bases 142 to 1302 code for a protein of 386 amino acids. Lineage: Eukaryota; Metazoa; Chordata; Actinopteri; Anguilliformes; Congridae. Gene Ontology annotation, biological process: proteolysis. The record is from RefSeq and is a predicted model, not a curated record.